AUGAAAAAUUAUCACUUAGUGUUCGUCGUAGUGUUCCUUUGUGUCUUCCUCUUCAAUCGAAUAAACAAUGGCGAGCUGCUCUCCAUGGAUACGAUAAACAACCUAAUGAAAAAGGGGCAUGUGAUAGAGGACAACAAAAAUUUUACAAAUUUUUCUUUUUUUUAUUUAUAUAAUGCCCUGAGGUGUACAUUAACACAACAAGUGUUUGAAUCUUAUGAAGACGAAAAAUAUGAACGCGAAAUAUUUAUCAUAAAAAAUAAUUUAUUACGUCUGAAGGAGCAAAAGGAUAAUCGAAAUUUGUGGAUCUUCUUCGAGUUCCACCUUUUCGACUCGUUGAUAUCUUCCAUUGAGGAAAUAGAAACGCACAUGAGAAAUUACAGCAUAGGACUCAUGGAAAUGUUUAACGAACUGAAGCUAGCUGACCCCAGAUUUAGUAACAUGGUAGAUCUAACUCUAAACAUUUGUGAUGAUCCCAUUUUUGCCGUUGAGGAGGUCAGCAUGUAUUUAGUCAUAGUUCCUUUCCUCCUAGAGAAGCUAGAAAUAUCAGCAAAAACCUACACAGAUGAAAUGAAGCACCUUCUUCGGAAGACGCUAAAUUGUUUACACAUUUUCAUAUCGUUAAUAUGUGAACACAACAUAAAUAUUACAGAUAUAUACAAGAAAGAGGUAAGAAUGUUUUUAAAAGUAAAAGAGUCUUUUGAUUUUGUUUCACUGAAUGAAGACAAUAUUCUGUCACUGCAUGAUGAAAUAUAUUUAAAAAAUAAAUACGGGAAUAUGUUGAUAAAAGAUUUAUUUUUGUUAUUUAAGAAAAUUUUUUUUUACGAAAUGGACGAAGAAAGAUUAUAUUAUUACAAUUAUAUACAAGUAGUACCUAUAUAUGUAAAGACUGAAAAAGGAAUAUAUAAAUCGAAAAGUUAUAAUAGAGAAAAAUCAUUUUACUCUUUAAUAGAGAGUGUAUAUAAAAAGGAGUUACAAGUUAAUGAAGGCAUAAUUAUGAUUACUGUAUUUAAACAGUAUAAUAUUAAAAAUGAUGCUAAGAAUAAUACUAAAACACCUUACUAUUUUGACGCAGACAUUAUAUAUAAAAUAAUAAUGCAUCAAGUUUAUAAACCUAUAUCUCCUACCGCAUCCGAUAUAAAUUUCAAUUUUUUAUAUUCCACUAAUAUAGACAGCUCAUUAUAUAAAACAACAGAAGAAGAUAUAACUUUAAGUCUUAUAUUAUUAAUUGAUACUACGCUUAAUAUAGAAGAUCUUUUAGAAAAAAUGUAUAAUUCUAUUUUUUCAAAUGAUAUAUUCUUAACUAAUAAAGAAUUAAAUAAACAAAGAAUAAAAGUAAUAGGUUCUUGUAUUUAUAAUCAAAAAUCUCAAGCUCCCAUUUUUCAAGGUUUCUUUUCUCGUGGUCUUAGUUCCUAUAUCCUUUUCAAAAUUCGUGAAUGGUUAAAACCGAACCAAAAGUUAAUCUAUUUAUCGAUUGAAAAGGCAGAAGAUCAUAACCACAUUAGGUCGGGGGUCAUUGCCGAAAGGAUCCUCAACAAUCCUCAGCAGCUCUACCAGGUGGUGCUGCUGUUCGAGAGAAACGCCAUUAUCAAAUUUGACAAGUUUGAACAAAGCGAUGAGUGUGAUAUGUGCUUAGUAGGGUACAAAGGACUGUACACAUUGUACUUAUGUAUUUUUAUACCUACUACUGUGAGUUUGAUUAUUUGUUAUUUCUUAUAUAAAAAAAAGAAAAAUACAAAAAAAAAUAUGGUUGAUGUUAAAGCAGAUGAACUGACAAACAAAAGGAUAUCCAUUGAGCCAAGUAUCGCCCCCCUCAAGAUAUAA
Messenger RNA from Plasmodium malariae, 1821 nucleotides. RefSeq names its product conserved Plasmodium protein, unknown function. Bases 1 to 1821 code for a protein of 606 amino acids. The transcript is spliced from 5 exons. The record is from RefSeq and is a predicted model, not a curated record. Lineage: Eukaryota; Apicomplexa; Aconoidasida; Haemosporida; Plasmodiidae.